AUGUCGUGGACGACAAACCCCACUGCCCAACGGGAAGACAUGGACGCCUGGCUCAGAGGCAUUACAGACUGCCUCACACCAAAGACAAUUGAACUGUUAUUAUUCUUAAUAAUAAUCAUAAUUCUGAGAAGAUUCCUGACACAUGAUUCAAGCCAAAACCAAAGCCAUGUGGAACUAACCAAAAUAACCUGUUCCCUAAGCAAUGCCUUCACAGCCCAGCUAAAGCUAAGCCACCAGCACGUCACCCACCUUCAGGAGGAGCUGACACGUGCCCAAAGCCGCAUAGACAAGCUGGAAGUGAAAGUCCAGGACGACCUCAAGACCACCGAGUUCCUGAGAGAGCUGACCCACACUCAACACUGCAAAGACCAGCUCAAAGCGUCCGAAGAAGCGGAGCAUGAAACAAAGACCCAAGUUGACAAGCUCCAAGAAGCCCUUGCAGUCACUGAACGUGACAAACAAGAGUUAAAGACUGUCCAGAAGCACCUGGAAAACCAACUCCAGUCUGCUGAACAUCAGCUAGAGAAAGCCAAAGCUGACAUUGAAAGUAAGAACUCUAAACUCACUGCUCUGGAAGACCACCUGCGAAGGUGCAGCGUUGAAAUUGACCAUCUGAUCCAACAGCGAGACGACGCCAACGACGAGCUCUACGCGGUCAGAGAUGAACUCCAACAUGUCUUUACACAGAAACCAGAGCCAAGAAGGGAGAGACCUCCCUCAGCAUCAUCACUGCUGAGCAGAACAGAGUCCUCCAUCCAAGAACUGUCAUCCUACGGAAGAAGUGAAUGGCCACACCCCAAAACGUCACCGGCCUUCACCACAGAACUCUUCCCUGCCAACCAACAAAGAGAGAUCAUCCAGCCAGACUCUAAAGCUGCAACUGGAAUGACCUUCAAAGAUCUCAACCAGCUGGCUAAGAACAUCACCCAGUUCGACCCGAACUCCACGGAGGGCCACUGCAUCCAGGCCUACCUCCAAGAUAUCGACUUCCUCCUAGAGGUGAGACCCCAUAUGACUGACAGAGACAUUCUAUACCUCCUCAGAUCCACAUCCAGUCAAGAGGUACGAAGCGUCCUAGACCGACAACCUGCUCAUGUCAAGUCAAACUACCAGCUGCUACGUGAGAUCCUGAUUAAAGAAUUUACAAGUCCAGAGUCAGAACAUGGUGUGUUAGUCGCCUUGGAAACCAGACAAGGUCGUCAAGAGACUCCCCAAGCCUAUUAUCACCGUUUCCGACAAGCCUACUUCGGUGCACAUAGCAAACCUGAAUCUGAAGAGGAUCUGAACUUCAAAACCCUCUUCCUGAGAAACCUGCAUCCAGGACUGAGUCGUCAUCUCGGCAUCAUGGCCUGCCCAGUCACCAUGACGCUUCAACAGCUACGUGACCUGACACACAAGGCCUACAUCAAACAAAAGAUGACUUCAAAGAAAGGUUUGAAAACAUCCACAGUGUCAAACUCCAGCAGCCAAGACACAAGCCUUGCACUGGAAGACACCCAGUGGCAUGACAACGCCACAGUCCUUCAUCAGGAGCACAGAGAAUGCUACUCCCAUGCCGAUGACAGCUACCACUCCAACCACGUGGAAAAGUCAUGGGACCCACCAGAAGGAAACAACUGGAAUCAACGAGUGCAUCCAAAAGCAUUCUAUGUGGGUAAAAUCCCUUUUGCCCCAUAAGGGUCAAGGUUACAAUAUAAGGAUUGACGCA
Pimephales promelas (fathead minnow) is the source of this 1708-nucleotide messenger RNA. The record is from RefSeq and is a predicted model, not a curated record. Lineage: Eukaryota; Metazoa; Chordata; Actinopteri; Cypriniformes; Leuciscidae.